Molecule: messenger RNA, 2932 nt
Organism: Delphinapterus leucas (beluga whale)
Lineage: Eukaryota; Metazoa; Chordata; Mammalia; Artiodactyla; Monodontidae
Source: RefSeq, a predicted model, not a curated record
CCUCAGGAGACCUCACUCACCGAGGAGGUGACCAGACUGCUGUUGCCACGGAGACUACUAGGCGUUCCGGUUGCCCUGGUGACGGAUCCUCCACUCCCGGCCAGGGUUCCAGAGGCUUCAGUCAAGGCCCUUCCUCGUCGGCCCUGGAUCCUCUCGUCCCUCCCCCUCCCACCCUUCUUCAGAACUGGCCACAGCUCCUUUGCGAUUUUCUGCAGGUGUCCAAGUCCCCUCCUCAAGUUGUGACUUGCAGGCAAGGCCUCUCAGCACACAGCGCCUGCAGCCAGUCCACAACCACAAGCGCCUUCUCUCCCUCGGGGCCAAUACUUCCCUUCCCCGCUUAAGACAAGAUCCUGACCUAAGGACUUGUAACAGCCGAGACAAAGCCCAGAGAUGGAAGCAGACAAGGUCACAGAAGAGCCUCAUACCACCAUGGAUGCGGAAGAGAGCCUUUCUUCAAAGGACCCCUCUGCUGAGGACUCACAGAAGCCCCCUAUCCCUGAAAUCCCCUUAGAGCCUGCCCUCUCUGAAACCCCUUUAGAGCCCCUUGCCUCUGAAUCUCAUAUGGUGCCAUCCACUUCCCAGAUCCCUUUAGAGACCCACACCGCUGAAACCCCUUUGGAGCCUUCCAUCUCUGAGAUUCCUUUAGAACCCUCUGCCUCUGAGGUCCCUUUGGAGACCCCUACCCCUGAGACCCAGUUGGAGACUCACAUCUCCAAGGUCACAGAGAAACACCUUACUUUUCAGACCUCAUCAUUAAGCUGUGUCUCUGUGUCUUCCUCUGAUUAUCUGAAGGAAGCCUUCUCUGAGUCUUCCUCCAGUGAGGGCUCAUGGACAAGGAGGUCUAUCCAGACCUCUGAAUCUAAGAGCGUUCCAAAGCACUCCCUUUCGGGCCUUCCAGCCCAGGUCCACCUGGACACAUCUGCAAAAGAUGGGGAAGAGGAAGAAGAGGGAGAGAAAGGGGUGGAUGCCACUGAUAGCACCACGCACGCAGCUCAGCCUGAACACCAGCUGGGUUACACCAUCCACCCAGUGGUCCCUGCUGAGCAGGCAGACCUGGUGGAAGUGACUAAGUCAAUGCACGAAGGGAAGUUUGGUGCUCAGGUGAAUUAUCUUUUCCAGUGGGAGAAGGAGGCAGCCCUGAAUGCCAUCCAAACAGGUCUCUAUAUUGGCUGGCGCUGCCCCCAUUAUCUAUGGGACUGUUUCCGGAUUGGGGAUGAGUCCAAGUGCUUUUGUGGACACUUGUUGAGAGAGCACCAGAUCAUCUCAGACAUAUCCGUGCCCUGCAAUGUGGGCCAGUGCCGCUGCCUCAUGUUCUGCUUUAUCCCAUCACGCCCAGAGGAGGUGGGUGAGCUCUGGCUCAAGAGGCGGGCCACCUUUGACCCCAGGGCUUGGAGAGCCCGAUGUCGCUGCAAACACAGCCAUGAAGACCACGCAGCUACCACGUCCCAUUCCUGCAGGGUCAAAGGCUGUUGGUGCAACUGCUUUGAGUCUAAUUUCCUCUGUGUGGCCUGUGACUGGCGCUGGGAAGAACAUGAGACUUUCUUUGAGACUGAGGAGACCCAGCAGCGAGGAGGGAGGCCUCACGGUGAGGGGGCAACCUGGGGUAGGGGCCCACUCCACGGUCUGUAAUCAGAAGGCCAGGCAGGAAGGCACUCCUGCCCUACACCAUCCCAUCCAGGACUACUUCACCCCUCCCUCCUGCAUCCCAUACCUGCACUGGUUUCCACCCCCAGGAGCAGAUUAUGUGCCUUUAGCGGAGAUGCCUACCCUCUGAGAAGCCAUCAUCAACAACUCUGACUUCGAGGCCCUCCAGAAGAAGGGGCCCUCUGGCCAUCCCAGCCCCCACCCUAGUCCCCCUGGGCUCCCUAGCCCAUGCAGUGUCCAGCCCGGCCCCAUAUCUGACCCCUGUACCUGACCCUUUCACCUCUGCUCUUCCCUCCUCCAGGGACAGACACUGUCAACACCUGGUGCAGGCCUCUGUGAGCCUGGCCCAGAUCAGCAAUAAAGGGAAAGCCACUGGAAUCUGGCUGGCUCUGUAUGAGGCAGAUAGAGCCCGGCCCGGGGUAGACACCCUAGGGCCUUGGGGUUGGCACCUACAGGGGGUGAGAGAGAGCACCAGGCAGGAGAGAGGCUGGAUCCAGCCAUCUGCCUCCACUGCACCCACGUUCAAACUGCUAGCUCUGGCAUCAGGAGGACAGAGUGGCUUCAAGGAAGCCAAGGAGGGAGGGGAAUUCAAGAAGGAGCAGUGAUGUUAGACACAGGUAGGGGCUCCAGUAAGACAAAGACUGAAGAGUGUCCAUCGGAUUUUGCGAUCAGAAGGUCUUUGGUGACUUCAGAGGGUGCAGCUUCAGUGGUGCCGUGGACCAAACAGCAGUGAGUGUGAAGGAAUUUCUUUAAGAAACUUAGACGAAAAGAGCAGGGAAGAAGUCAGACAAUAUCUACAGGGGGAUGUGGGGUCAAGGAAGCAUUCUGUAUUUAGGAAAAAGGGAGGGGCCAGUAGAGAAAAAGACCUUGAAGGGUACAGAAGAGAAAGAGAGAUGCCUGGUGAAGCCACAUCCCAAAGAUGGAAGGAGAGGAUGGGGUCAAGGCGGAAGUGAAGGGAUUCACUCUGGACAGGAGAAACACCACUUCUUGAGACCAGGAGGAGGAAGGAGGAUGGAAGAAACGAUGGAAGGAAGGAUGGGGCCUUCACUGAGCUGCAGGGAGUAGGAUCUGGUGGAAGUUGCCCUGUAAAGUAGGAGACAAGGUCAGCUGCUGGUGGGGGAGGAGAGGGAUAAGAGUGGGAGGCAGGAGACAGGAAGGGAGGUGAAGGUUUGGGAAGGCUAAUGAGGGAAACUGCAGAAAAACCUGAUCGGUGGGCAAUUAGGGAUUCAGGUAUAGUUGGAAGCAGGAACCUAGUUAGAGAAGCAGAGAAGCAAAAUAUUUAGAUUAA